UGGACUAGGGGACACCACCCUCCUGCUCAGCAGGGGGCCAAGAGGCUGGGUGGCUGUUGGGACAACAAAUAGCCCCUGGGCAAAGGGGAUGAGGGAGCCAAAGCCUGGGCCAGCUAGAGGGUGCCUCUGGGAGUAGGGCUGGGCAUCCUGGGUCAGCUGAGGAGAAAAGUUGGCUCUGGAGGCAGGAAAGGGACCAGAGAGGCUGGGCUCAUCCAAGGGCACACAAUAAACCUGGACCCCACUCUGGUUUCCCCUCAGUGUCAGCUGACAAGGAAGCUGGGGCCUGGGCCAGGCUCCCCUCUCUCCACCUGACAGCCAACAAAUCCCCAGAUAAGGAGGAAACCCUUUUAUGUCCCACCCACUCGUCCCUCUCUGGGGUCCCGAGAGGCUGAGCGGCCUGUGGAGGCUCCUUGGACACAUGGUCCACAGCCCUGAGAGCACUGACUGCACCCCAGCGACACCCAGUUCUCCCAGAUGCCGGGUCCACUGCUCUGACCCACUUGGAGACGCAUCAGCUCACACUGGCCCUGGCACUGGCACUGCCCCAGGACUCCUCACAGAGGAAAGGAUCAGUCCCCUAACUCUGCACUCAGGGACCUGCCACAGCCCUGAGGAUUUCCUCGGUUUUCUGCUGAAAAGACCUGCAGGGACAGAAGCAGUGGAGGCUGAGUUGGCAGGGCAGCUAAGGAGCUUGCACCAUGCCAAGUUUCCCAGCCGGCCUGGCCCCCGGGAGGCCCUGCUGGUGCUGGGACAGUGGGCCCUUGAGAAGGGCCAUGGGAGCUGCAGCGUUCCCACCAAAGACAAAGAGCCCAGUGUGGGCUCCGGCCUCGGCCUCCAGGCUCUGACCAGCUGCAGCUGCCUCCUUGCAGCAGAAUGCAAACACACCUACUCAACCUGCAGGAUCAUCACCCCCAGCUCUUCAGGAUGGCAUCUGGAGGAACUGAGUGGUGCAGCCUUUGACAUGUGUCAUUGGCUUUCCUGAAAUGCAGCCUCGGACAAAACCAGGCUGUCCCAAAUGCAUGGUAAUAGAGAUGCUUGCUUUUAUUACAAGGGAGUGGGGCAGGCACCCAAGUCUGCACAUGGUGUGUGCCCAGGCCAACUCCAAGGGGUUUGGGCUGUGAGACCUAAAGAUCUUAGGAGACUAUCUAAAACAGAGAGAGAGAGUUGGGCAAAGCCCAGCGCUGUUGCACUCAUGUUAAAUGUGUCCACAAAUGGAUGGAGCAUGCUUUCCCUGAAAGUGUCAAAGAAAAAGAAAAGAGUCAGAGAGCUAAGUGUUUUUUUUUUAAUGAAGCUUUUUUGUUUUUUGAGUCACAAAAGACCAAAAGUGAGAAGGAGGUGGUGGCAGAAAAUUAUUUACACCCUGCUCUACAGCAUGCACGUCUGAAAGUGAAUGGCCAAGGACAAGGGACAGGGAGGUACCUGCCUCUAUCCUCACCCCUACGGCCUCUCCCAGGGUUCCCAUCCCUGUGCUCUCACUUGUCAGUUGUGGUCCUUAACCUUUUUGUGCCUCAGUUUCUUCACCUGCAAAGUAGGGUUGGUGACGCAAAUGUCAGCACCUACUUCGAAGGGUUUUGCCAAGGGUUAAACAAAUUGUGGGGGAUUUUUGUUGUUUUUUGGUUUUUUUG
Molecule: messenger RNA, 1625 nt
Organism: Fukomys damarensis (Damara mole-rat)
Lineage: Eukaryota; Metazoa; Chordata; Mammalia; Rodentia; Bathyergidae
Exons: 4
Coding region: 350-982 (210 amino acids)
Source: RefSeq, a predicted model, not a curated record